This is a messenger RNA of Branchiostoma belcheri (Belcher's lancelet), 2989 nucleotides long. RefSeq names its product plexin domain-containing protein 2-like. The transcript is spliced from 13 exons. The coding region runs from base 1011 to 2450 and encodes 479 amino acids. The record is from RefSeq and is a predicted model, not a curated record. NCBI's taxonomy places the organism in Eukaryota, Metazoa, Chordata, Leptocardii, Amphioxiformes, Branchiostomatidae.
ACCACCUGGCCCGCCCGCAGCUGCCGCGUUCACUCGCACGUCUGUAACCAUCGGGCGGUUCUACAGGGGCAAGGACGGGUACAGGACUGAUGAACGCCAGCCUUGUUAUCUAGAGAACGUGCUAUCUAGACAUCCAAAGGUUUUCCUGGAACGUCACGCGAAGGAAUCAUCUGCCUUCUCCGGGAAGUGUGGUAAGCACGGUGGCUGCAAUUUACGACGUCUGAGCCAGAACCGCCGGUUGUACAGUGUAGGUUUACAGGCGUGGAUGGGGGGUAUCACGAACCGCGAAGAUUUCCCCGUAAUCUGGCGGAUUGGAGUCAAUUAGGCGUAUUGCAUAGUCAUCACGGAAGGUGUUUAUACAGCAGACAGGCCCGGUUGGGGACUUACCGUGGCGGCGGCGUGUCUGUGGGCGGAAGGUGAGGCACACGGGGCCCGCGGGACACGAUGGGCCGAGCCGGAGGUGUAAAUGGACCUCGUUUCACAGGUUGAUAUCUGGUGACAACCGCAGUGGUCGCCCAGACGUAUUGAUCAGCGGACACUCGUGAACAGGGCGGCGGAACUAGCUCUCACGAGCAGAAGGUUGAAAGGCGUGCGAGCGUACGCCGUGUACUAUCAGACAUCGGAGCAUCACCUCAACCUAGCUACCCCCUGCAUUCAUUUCCCGUGUAAUCAGCUAUCUACAAUGCUUCUCUAAUACUAUUCUGGGUCCAUGUAAUCCUUUGACUCUGCAGUAUAAUUGGGGUGUUGCCCAGAAGAUGCAGCGUCUACGCUGAGGCUCGGACUGCAGUGAGCCCUGACUUCACCCCGCUCUCAGAUCCAUACAGGACGCUCUACAGAUGACUACCCCCGGCCUACUCUCUCAUCCCGUAUCUCAAAACAAAUUGCCAUAAUUCAUUCACCGGGCGUGGGGAGUUGAAAGGAUUUCUGUAGACCCUCCGAUGAGUUGGAGUUCCGCUGCCGGUUUCCAGUUGCAGUGGUAGGCUCCUUUGGGAAGCUCUGCAGCGGGGAAGAUGGAUAAUUGCCUGGGGCCGAUUCUACUUGUCUCCGUGACAUUGGCUCUACUAGGGGCUUCUAAGGAGCAGUCUGUAGGUGGAGUGCCGAGACUGGAGGCGAGAUCUGCCGCCACAUUCCCGGAAGACAGCCUCCCUCCCCAAGAGAACGACAGUAACGUGGAGAGCCGCCGUGAAUAUUACCAGCCCAUCUACAUCCCAUCGUACCCUCCCGGAGGAGGAUUCUGGGUAGAACUCGACCCCGGGGAACGCUGGGUAACCGUUGCCACGGGGCUUCCGGAAACUGAAGUGCAGGAUAAAAGCAUCAGAACGUCGUUUGACUUCCCCUUCUAUGGCCAUCCCAUCAGAAACGUGUCCAUCGCGAUGGAAGGGUUUCUCUCCAUUGGGUCUCUCCUGAUGGAGUCUAUGGCCUCCACCCAGUACAUCGCACCGCUCAUGGCCAACUUUGACGCCACGUUAGAUCCCAUGUCUGCAGUACGGUAUAGAGACAACGGGUCCACAUUAACGGUAGAGUGGUUCAGAGUUCGGCUGGAGGACAAUGUAGAUGCUGGAUCCUUCACUUUUCAAGUGACCUUGUGCAGCGAUGGACGAAUCAUCUUUGUCUAUAAAGAGGUUCCCAUCCCUACGUCCCGCAUAGACGACUCGUCCUACCCGGUACGGAUGGGGAUAUCUGAUGCCUACACAGUCGACAUCCUGCUUCUUCCCAUCGCAAAUGUACACAGAAAGACAGUAUACGAGUAUCACACCCUGGACCUCCAGCUACAGAAGGUCAAAAGUCGCUCGGCCUUCCUCUUAUCUCCACUCCCAACCUGUAGCCUGUUCACGGACUGCUGGAGCUGUCUGAGCGGGAGAAUAGGCUUCCAGUGCGGCUGGUGCGCCGCCGUCAAAAUGUGCUCGGAUGGAUAUGACCGCAAGAGACAACAAUGGGUGGAUGCUGGAUGUGACCAGGAGGCAGUGACCAAGAAGUGCGAAGAGGAAACGCUGCCACCAGAAACGUUAACAACCUCGUCAAAGCCAAAGGAACCCCCACCACCACGCCCACCUAAAGCCUUAGACGUGUCUUACACUGGGAGGGACGAGGUAGAAGAAGCAGGACUUAGGGGAGGCCUGGAAGCAGGCACAAGAGAUGACUUAAGCGCAGGGACAAGAGAUAACUUAGACGGGCCUCUACAAGUGGUUAACCCCAAAUCCAGCCGCGUGCAAAAUAUCGAAAAGAUCAAGGACAGUAAAUCGAGCGUCAAGAUGGCGGACGCAGGCGAGCCGAGCCAGGUCGUGCGCAGAUUCCGGUCUGCGCAGGCGCUGGAGACCGAGGUGAUCAUUGGGAUACUGGUUGCCGUGGUGAUUGUUGUCGUGGCGAUAGCGUGGAUCAUCCACGCCUACUCACGGAGAUCAACACCCGAGCUGGUCGUAGUGGAGUGGCGCCCACCAGACCCACGCUAGACCGUGGGGUACAGCCAGCUCCUGAGACGCCUUUAAAAUGUACAAAGACAUUCCCCACGAUACCAUCAGCUGACAGCAUCACUACCCAGCAGUAUGUCACAACACCUGAGGUAGAAUGGACGCCAGAAGCACUUUUAUGGACCACAUCUAAUCCCCCAGAUUGUCAUCCACAGUUUGAGCGACCAAAGCAAUAUGUUAGACCUCGCUUUAUUGAUGUCUAUGGCACAAUGAAGCUUAGCUGAUUCCAUUAACACAGAGCCCCUAAUAAAACAGCUUGUUGUAAGUCGUCCUUACGCAGCUUCUAGAACAUUACGUUUACAUCCAUGCCAUCGCUUUACCGUGUUUUAUGACGAUAAUAUGUACAUACCAACGAGAACGUACUGUAAGUCAGGUCCUGCAGCUUGUACCAUCCGCAGUUUCCGCGUUGGGUCGAGGAACGUGACGAUGAUAUUUGUCGUUAUGUCUAAAACACUAAAGACAGCCUACUGGUCAAUGUACAGUGCACAUUAAUCACAAAGUAUGUUUUCUUCUUGUUAAUA